Molecule: messenger RNA, 1585 nt
Organism: Halichondria panicea
Lineage: Eukaryota; Metazoa; Porifera; Demospongiae; Suberitida; Halichondriidae
Product: leucine-rich repeat and coiled-coil domain-containing protein PF3D7_0703800-like
Exons: 4
Coding region: 1-711 (236 amino acids)
Source: RefSeq, a predicted model, not a curated record
AUGGGCAGCUUUCAGCCAGACAAGGCCUUGCAGGAGAUUAACCAUCGCGAGCCUUCCACUGUGUUGCAGAACCAUCGCGAGCCUUCCACUGUGUUGCAGAACCAUCGCGAGCCUUCCACUGUGUUGCAGAACCAUCGCAAGCCUUUCACUGUGUUGCAGAACCAUCGCGAGCCUUCCACCGUGUUGCAGAACCAUCGCGAGCCUUCCACCGUGUUGCAGAACCAUCGAGAGCCUUCCACCGUGUUGCAGAACCAUCGAGAGCCUUCCACCGUGUUGCAGAACCAUCGAGAGCCUCCUUCUACCGUGUUGCAGAACCAUCGCGAGCCUUCCACCGUGUUGCAGAACCAUCGCGAGCCUUCCACUGUGUUGCAGAACCAUCACCAGCCUUCCACUGUGUUGCAGAACCAUCGAGAGCCUUCCACCGUGUUGCAGAACCAUCGCCAGCCUUCCACCGUGUUGCAGAACCAUCGCCAGCCUUCCACCCGUGUUGCAGAACCAUCGCCAGCCUUUCACUGUGUUGCAGAACCAUCACCAGCCUUCCACUGUGUUGCAGAACCAUCGAGAGCCUUCCACCGUGUUGCAGAACCAUCACCAGCCUUCCACUGUGUUGCAGAACCAUCGAGAGCCUUCCACCGUGUUGCAGAACCAGCGCGAGCCUUCCAGCGGACUAUUGUACAGACAAGCCAUGCUGCUCUGGGACCCAGGUUUUGAAGGGGCGGGGCUUGACUCUACGCCCCCACACCUCUCUUUAGUGGGAGGGGCUCAGAUGUUGACACCCACUACUAUCAUUGUAUAAUAAUUAUAGAUAGCCUAUAUGGGAGGUGUAGGUGGGUUGUCUCUGCAUGUAUGUGUGCAGCCAUGGAUACAUUAAAGAUAAGUAUGGAAAGAUAAGUAUGGAUGUUGUGUGGUUUGAGAUCCCUGUGUAGAUUGUGUGUGAGGAACCAGUCUUUCAUGCUCUGUGCAGGUUGAUUGUGUGUGAGGAGCCACUGUAACAGCAUACACACAGAUAAGUAGCUGUGUUGUGUGGCAAGUCUCGUGCUCUCUGUGUAGGUUAAUGUGUGUGGAGGAGCCACUGUAACAGCUUCACACAGAUAAGUAGCUAGCUAUGUUGUGUGGCAAGUCUUUCAUGCUCUCUGUGCAGGUUGAUUGCGUGUGAGGAGCCACUGUAACAGCAUACACACGAUGAGUAGCUAGCUAUGUUGUGUGGCAAGUCUUUCAUGCUCUCUGUGCAGGUUGAUUGCGUGUGGAGGAGCCACUGUAACGGCAUACACACAGAUGAGUAGCUAGCUAUGUUGUGUGGCAAGUCUUUCAUGCUCUGUGCAGGUUGAUUGUGUGUGGAGGAGCCACUGUAACAGCAUACACACAGAUGAGUAGCUAGCUAGCUAUGUUGUGUGACAAGUCUUUACGAUUCCUAUACUUCAGGUUGAUUGCUUGGGGAUGGCAGUAACCAACACUACAAGCAGCUGAACUCUUAUUCUGAUUGGCUGCUGCAAACAAUAAUUGUUGUAGUUAGUUGUUCCUUGGCUUAUUAUUUAUAUAAUUUAUUAUGUAUUUUGUGACACAGUUAUUAAUAGUUCAAAAUAAA